Molecule: messenger RNA, 2625 nt
Organism: Osmia bicornis bicornis
Lineage: Eukaryota; Metazoa; Arthropoda; Insecta; Hymenoptera; Megachilidae
Product: sodium-coupled monocarboxylate transporter 1-like
Exons: 15
Coding region: 521-2317 (598 amino acids)
Biological process (GO): transmembrane transport; sodium ion transport
Cellular component (GO): membrane
Molecular function (GO): symporter activity
Source: RefSeq, a predicted model, not a curated record
AAUUCAUCUAUUAAUAUUUUAAAUAUUUUACUUCUUGGUGAAAAGUGUUUGAUAAUUGAAUAAACGAACUGUUUCCAAUAAUUGUUAUGUGAUCAAAUAAAUGUUAGCCUGAGAAAUUUGAAGAAGAAAUAAAUCGUUUUUAUAAGGCUGUUGUUUGCGUAGUGUUUCAUCGCAUCUUGUUUAAUGUAAUUAUUUCAAUUGUAUUCUUAUGUUUAAAUAUCAUAACUAGUGUUUUCAAAUAUUUUCUGUUGUCAUAAUGGAUCUAUUUGUACGCUGAUUUAACUUUAACAGGAAUUUUAAAAGUUCUUUGGUAUCCUGACAUUGAUGUCGAUAUUUCUUUUCACUCGAUUUAAAAUUAUAAUUAGCUACAGUGUUUCGUACAUACGGAUACGCGUAAACAAUGUGAGUUGACUCUUUAAUUUGAAUGAUUCAUUCCAAGAAAUGAUCUAUACUCGUGUACAAACACCAUACGAGGAAACAGAGUAGCAUAUUUAAGAAAAACAAGCUUGGCGGGUCUAAAAUGUUGGAAAUAGAGGAGAGAGGAUACUUUCAUUGGGCAGAUUGGCUGGUGUUCGCGCUGAUGCUCGCCGUAUCUGCCGCCGCAGGAUUAUGGCAUUACAGGAGAGCGCAGAAGUCGAGCACGGAAGAUUAUCUCCUAGGAGGAAAGAGCAUGAGCCUCUUUCCCGUGUCCGCCUCCCUCGUCGCUAGUUUUAUAUCUGGCGUAACAAUUCUCGGCACACCUGCUGAAAUAUACAAUUUCGGGACCCAGUAUUGGAUCACCAUUAUUUCCAUAUUCUUCUCAGGGGUUGUAGUGGCCACCGUCUAUGCUCCAGUUUUCGUCUCCCUCGGAUUGAAUUCCGUUUACGAGUACUUGGAAAUAAGAUUCAAUCGAGGCGUAAGGACCCUCAUAUCGUUGAUCUUCGUUAUUGACGUGGUGCUUUACCAAUCGAUCGUGGUCUACGUUCCAGCGUUAGCGUUAAAUCAAGUGAGCGGCAUCGAUGUACAUUUGAUCGGGAUCAUUGUAUGCCUGGUGUGCGUGUUCUACACCGUUCUGGGUGGCAUCAGAGCAGUGGUUUGGACAGAUGCUCUUCAGGUUGCAGUCAUGGUAGCUGGGAUGUUAACAGUUACCGUACUAGGUACUUAUCGAAUCGGUGCAGCAGAAAUAUGGAAAAGAGCCCAAGACGUCAAUAGAAUCGAAUUCUUAAACUUCGAUCCGUCUCCAUAUACAAGACACACAGUGUGGACGGUGUUGAUUGGAUCGUGGCUGUACAGUACCGCUUACAUAGCCGUCAAUCAAACCAUGGUGCAACGAUACAGGUCAUUGAAAGAUCUGAAAACGUCCAAACUAUCGCUGGCGAUAUUUACUAUCAGUAUUAUGUUAUUCAUUUCACUGUGCUGCUGGUGCGGCCUCGUACUCAUAGCCUGGUGGUCUCCGCCAAAAUGCGAUCCCAGAGCUUCCGGUUUGAUCACUGCCGACGAUCAACUGUUACCCGCUUAUGUUAUGGAAAUAGCGGGUCGGUUGCACGGGGUGCCGGGUCUCUUUGUAGCUGGAAUUUUUGGAGCCGCCCUUAGUACCCUUUCAGUAGGUUUCAAUUCAACAUCCGUCGUGCUUCUGGAAGAUUUCGUGAAAGGUUGCUUCGGUAUGAAACUGACCGAUCGAUGUUCCACCAUUUUCGUUAAGACGGUGGUCGUCCUCCUCGGCUCCAUAGCCUUGGGUUUGAUAUUUAUGGUCGAGAAAUUGGGAGGAGUUUUAGCUAUAACCGGAAGUCUGGCAGCAAUUGCUGCAGGUACCUCUUUCGGAGUAUUUACGUUAGGUAUACUUUUCCCGUGGACAAACUCAAAGGGUGCAUUUAUGGGCGCCAUCGUAGGUUUCGUGAUCGCCGGAUGGGCGAGCUUAGGUGCAAAUUGGUCGAUUGGCGCUGGGUUACUAGUUCCUAAGAAACUUCCGGUUCCUCUCUCUCAGUGCUCGGGCAAUAUAUCCGAAAGUUUCCUGAAACAAUUUGAUCGUCCAAACGAAGAUGAUGUAUUUCCUCUUUAUCGAUUAUCUUAUCAUUGGUUCACCGGUUUGGGCACAUUAAUCGUAAUCGUCGUAGGUAAUUUCAUUAGCUGGUGGACUGGUCCCACAGAUCCUUCUUCCAUCGAUAAGAGACUUCUUUCUCCGAUAAUUCAUUCAUGGUUACCAAAACCGAAAGACCAAAAUGGAACUACAGAAAACUCAACUGGAAUCCCUGCUUUACAAACAACAGCAAACAUGCUGUUAGCUGAUUUGAAAGAAAAACGAAGACGUCAAAACUUCCCCAAUGGAAUCACAACAUAGUCUACUUUUCUAUUAAAAAACACUGUUUUGGGUGUUCAAGUUUUACUCACAAAAUCGUACCUAAAUCACACUGAAGGAUACUCAGCUAUCUUUUGUCCUAUUCCCUUAUAGUAUUUGAGGGUAGAUACCAAACUCACGUUCCAAUCUUUAUCAGUCAGUUGUGGAUCAACUGAUAGAUUUUAAGUAGACCAAAUUAUAAGCAAAGAUGAUAUUUUUUUUAAAUGCACUAGCGUAUUGAAACACAACUAUCACAAACACUGCAGUAUUUUACAAUUUGUAAACGAGAUAGAGAGAAAUAAAUGUUUUUU